GAAGGACCACGAAAGACAAACCGAGAUUAGUGUUGAAGAAAACAAAAAAAAAGAGCAAGAAAGAAAGAGAAGAUUGUUACAUAGAAAAAGAGAGAGAGACAAAUGGAGUGGAGAAAAUGGUAUUUAGAUGCAGUUCUUGUUCCAUGUGCUCUACUUGUGAUGUUUAGUUACCACAUCUACUUGUGGUACAAGGUUCGAACCGAACCUUUCUCUACCAUCGUCGGCACUAAUUCUCGCGCUCGUCGAUCUUGGGUUGCCGCCAUCAUGAAGGACAACGAGAAGAAGAACAUCUUAGCUGUACAAACACUACGAAACACGAUCAUGGGAGCGACGCUAAUGGCCACAACUUGCAUCCUCCUCUGCGCAGGUCUCGCCGCCGUUUUAAGCAGUACUUAUAGCAUCAAGAAGCCUCUAAACGAUGCCGUAUUUGGAUCCCAUGGUGACUUCACAGUCGCACUCAAAUACGUAACCAUCCUCACUAUCUUCCUCUUCGCCUUCUUUUCUCAUUCUCUCUCCAUUCGCUUCAUCAACCAAGUCAACAUCCUCAUUAACUCUCCUCAAGAUCCAUCCUCCGAUGACUUCGGAAGCUUCGUGACUACUCCCGAGUAUGUCUCUGAGCUACUCGAGAAAGCUUUCUUGCUAAACACGGUAGGUAAUAGGUUGUUCUACAUGGGCUUGCCUUUGAUGUUGUGGAUAUUUGGACCCGUGCUUGUGUUCUUGAGCUCUGCGUUGAUGGUUCCUGUUCUAUAUAAUCUGGACUUUGUGUUUUCGUCGGGGAAUAAGGAGAAGUGUAAAGUGGAUUGUCAUGGAGAUUCUGAUGAUCACUGCUCUCCUUGAUAUUAUAUAUGUUCAUGUUGAAUAUGUAUAUGAUUAAUAAUAAACUUGUUGAUUAA
Molecule: messenger RNA, 893 nt
Organism: Brassica napus (rape)
Lineage: Eukaryota; Viridiplantae; Streptophyta; Magnoliopsida; Brassicales; Brassicaceae
Exons: 2
Coding region: 103-837 (244 amino acids)
Source: RefSeq, a predicted model, not a curated record